AUGUAUAGUUAUAAAGCGAAUAAACGAUUGUUACGUGAUGGCAUUGAAAAAUGGUUUGAAGAUGGAGAAACAGGUGAACGUUUAUAUAAAAUAUCCACUAAGAGCAAGUUUCGUAUUUCUGAGAAUCUUAUUGUUCAAUUUCGUCUCUCAGAUACACAUGGCAGAGAACUGAUGCGUGCCAAGAAAAGCGAUUAUGCAUUUAAUAUAUUUUGCAAUUCUACUGGAGACCAACUGGCACGCAUAAACUAUGCUAAACCGGGUUAUAUCACUAUCAAUACGCUCUCCAAUGGAUCUUAUUAUGUUAGCGAUAUAAAAAGUGGUCUAUUUUUGUCCAGAUCAGACAAAUUUACAAUCUUUCAUCAAAAUGGUCGUCCGGUGAUCAUAAAGAGAGGUUCUCACGUUUUUGUUGAUAUGAACGAAAAUCAAUUAUUAGCUUUGAUGAUUUAUACAAUCGCUGAUUUCUGGCUGUUUGUAACUGAAUGGACGAUUGGAAUAACGACACUUCGGUCAAAGGGAUUCGAUACCCCAGUAGCAAAUGAUGGUCCUAGUAUUGAUACAGGAUAUUCUGCAAUGGGCAAUUUUUGUGAUAUGAGCUGCUGUGGAAAUAACAAUAACGGAGGAUGUGGAACUUGUUGUGAUGGCGGAGGCUUUGGAGGAGGAUGUUGUUGA
Messenger RNA from Rotaria sp. Silwood1, 669 nucleotides. The record is from the annotation of a GenBank genome assembly. Lineage: Eukaryota; Metazoa; Rotifera; Eurotatoria; Philodinida; Philodinidae.